Molecule: messenger RNA, 1505 nt
Organism: Pteropus alecto (black flying fox)
Lineage: Eukaryota; Metazoa; Chordata; Mammalia; Chiroptera; Pteropodidae
Gene: CHST8
Product: carbohydrate sulfotransferase 8
Exons: 3
Coding region: 82-1356 (424 amino acids)
Biological process (GO): carbohydrate biosynthetic process; proteoglycan biosynthetic process
Cellular component (GO): membrane
Molecular function (GO): sulfotransferase activity
Source: RefSeq, a predicted model, not a curated record
GGCCUGAUGGAUGCCUGGUGUGGAUGAUGAGGGAGGAACUCGCCUCCCACACCCAACAGGUGACCCCGGAGCGAGGCCCAGAUGACCCUGCGGACUGGAACAAUGCGGCUGGCCUGCAUGUUCUCAUCCAUCCUGCUGUUCGGAGCUGCAGGCCUUCUCCUCUUCAUCGGCCUACAGGACCCAACAGAGCUCACCCCUCAACAGGUGCCAGGAGUAAAGUUCAACAUCAGGCUACAGCAGCCCCACAACGACUUCCCACCAGGCAAGUCUCAGGAUGGUGAUUUUAAGACACCCACAGAGAAGGACACCCGAGACUUGUCCAGCCAGGCACCGAUAGGCCUCAACCUGCUGGUGCCUGACCGAGCUCAAGCCCACCUAAACAGAGGGGCUCGUCUGCGCCCCCGGCAGCGCCGCCGGCGGCUGCUUAUCAAGAAAAUGCCAGCAGCGGCGGCCAUCCCGGCCAACAGCUCGGCCGGUACCUUUGUCCGGCCAGCAUCCCGGGCCCUGGACAGCCGUUGGGUCAGCCUGCACCAGAGGCAGCAGGAGCGCAAGCGGGUGAUGCGGGAGGCGUGUGCCAAGUACCGGUCGAGCAGCAGCCGCAAGGCCGUCACGCCGCGUCACGUGUCGCGCAUCUUCGUGGAGGACCGCCACCGCGUGCUGUACUGCGAGGUGCCCAAGGCGGGCUGCUCCAACUGGAAGCGGGUGCUCAUGGUGUUGGCGGGGCUGGCCUCGUCCACCGCCGACAUCCAUCACAACACCGUCCACUACGGCAGCGCCCUUAAGCGGCUGGACACCUUCGACCGCCAGGGCAUUCUGCAUCGCCUCAGCACCUACACCAAGAUGCUCUUUGUCCGCGAACCCUUCGAGAGGCUGGUCUCCGCCUUCCGCGACAAGUUCGAGCACCCCAACAGCUACUACCACCCCGUCUUCGGCAAGGCCAUCCUGGCCCGGUACCGGGCCAACGCCUCCCGGGAGGCCCUGCGGACCGGCUCUGGGGUGCGCUUCUCCGAGUUCGUCCAGUACCUGCUGGACGUGCACCGGCCGGUGGGCAUGGACAUCCACUGGGACCACGUCAGCCGGCUCUGCAGCCCCUGCCUCAUCGACUAUGACUUUGUGGGCAAGUUUGAGAGCAUGGAGGACGAUGCCAACUUCUUCCUGAGCCUCGUCCGCGCGCCGCGGAACCUGACCUUCCCGCGGUUCAAGGACCGGCACUCGCAGGAGGCGCGGACCACGGCGCGGAUCACGCACCAGUACUUCGCCCAGCUGUCAGCCCCGCAGCGGCAGCGUGCCUACGACUUCUACUACAUGGACUACCUGAUGUUCAACUACUCCAAGCCUUUCGCUGACCUGUACUGAGGGGCGGGGCGGGGCCGGCCGGCGGUGUGCGCCCUGCCCACCCACUCACCUGUCCGCGGGGCAAGCUGCUCUCGGCGGUUCCUCAGCCAGGAGUCAAGAUGUUCCCAGAGCAACGGGCGCCCUGGGGACGCGAGAUGCCCUCGCUGCUG